UUUACGUUAUUGAGUUGUGUGUUCAUAGCUAUAUAGAAAAUUAUGAGCAGUGUUAUAUUUGUACUAAAUAAGCGUUUUCCAUCGAGAUUAAUACAGAUAUAUAUAUAUAGAUAGUAAUGUAUAAUAUGCCUGCUGGAGAUUAGAUAACGCACUGAUACCGAGGGGAUUGUGAGAAUAGCAAUGCUAGUAUUCUCAAUCGUAGGUACCAUAAGCAUUCGGUAUGCAAGAAAUGAAUAAUACUACCACGGCACGGCCGCCGGUACGACCAACGCUGACUGACCACAGUUCACGACUUGAUAAUGUAUUAGCCACACAACCGGAAGCGGGACCUGUUAUUCCUGAUGGCGGAUAUGGCUGGAUUAUUCUCAUUGCGUCAUUUUAUAUUAAGAAUAUUCUCUCCGGGUUGACCAUAACAUAUGGAUUGUUGUUAAUGGUGGCAACCCUUGAAAGCGGUAAAAUGAGCAAUUAUUCUCUUUGGAGCAAUCACAUCGUCAGCACUCCCUUGUUAUUCAUUGCAGUGCAAUCAUUAUCAGAUCCCAUCUGCCACUUAAUAAUCAAAAACAGUAAAUGGCCGCGUUUUGUAGCUCUGGUCGGCAUUUGUUUGAUUUGUGCAAGCAUCCUGAUGCUGUGGCUAUCAGUGGUUGAUGGUUUUGCUAGAACUACAUUAUGCGUUUCAAGUGGAAUCUUUGCAGGCUUCGGUUCUUCACUAGUUUUCAUUCAAAUCGAUGUAUCGAUAGCGCAGUACUUUAGACUGAAAUUGUCGGCUGUGCAGACAAUUCUUCGCCUGGCUGAGUAUACUGGCGUUAUUUAUACAAGUCUAGUCAUGGGAAAAUAUUUGAAUAUGUACGGAAUCGGACAUUCGAUAAUUUGGUAUCACUUGGUUGUGCUUACCAGUGGAAUGGUAGUGUUAGUUUUCAAGAAACCUGAUUAUCUGAAGUCUCGACAGGUGUAUCGGAUAGUUGCGCCGGGAAAACCUGAAGAAGACGAUGAAGAUGAUAUCUUCUCAAAAAAUCGAAUCACCGAACUGCAAUCACCUCACACAUCUCUACCACCAGUUAUAGAAGAAGAGGAGCCAUCAACAGCCACUACAACAACCACAGUUGUGAUUGAAAACCAACGCAAAAAUUGGGAAACUUUCGAUGACGAAAAGGAAACAGGUACCAAUAACCAGCACCAGGAAGAUAAUGAUGAAGACUACAAUGCAGAACUUCCAACACCUAGAGAGCUGUUCACUGAAGGGCAAAUCAAUCACAAUGUCACAUACUCUUUCGAGAAUGUUGAUCAUUCGCUAGGAGCACGUGCCAACAGUGACGAGUUGACAAACAUUUUCCUUCCCGUUUCAAAAGGCGGCGUAUCACACGCAUAUCUUUAUAGUUUAUCCUUCUAUAACAAUUGCCUCCUGCAGGUUUCCAUCACUGCUGGCACAUUCGUUUUUUUCACUCUGUUUCCAUCCUACCUUUAUUAUAGCGUUAGUUUUCUGCACACACAGAGUAUUAGUCAUAUUGUAAGCAUUAUCUUCAUGGCUUCGUUAGUAGAGGCGUGCUUUAUUGGAUGUUGGAAAUUUUCUAAAAAUAAUCGAAAGUUUCCGAUUGCGCUCUUGCUAUGGUUGAGUGCUAUUGGUAAUUUUUUGAUUUCUGAUUGGAAAAAGGAAAUGCUAAUCGUAAUCGGAGGGAUAUUAAUCACAACAUCCACGUGUGCGUUGCAAUUCCUCAUCAAGUCAGUUGUAAUUAAUUCAAAAAGUACUAAGAUUGAAUACGCAGCUUUAAGAAUUUUUUCAGCAAUAAGUUUUCUGUUAUUCUUCGCAAUAAACCCAACAUACGAAAACUGUUUCCGGUUAGUUGGGCUGUUGCAAUUUUCGGCUGGAUCAAUAAACUUCUGCAACUUUGUUUACAACAAAAUAUCCAGAGUAUACUAAUUGAAACAUUAUUUUUUACGAAUAGAUAUAAUUUAUUUAAAUUUUAAAUUAAAUUAAA
Messenger RNA from Dalotia coriaria, 1973 nucleotides. RefSeq lists its product as uncharacterized. The coding region runs from base 221 to 1915 and encodes 564 amino acids. The record is from RefSeq and is a predicted model, not a curated record. Lineage: Eukaryota; Metazoa; Arthropoda; Insecta; Coleoptera; Staphylinidae. Gene Ontology annotation, molecular function: monocarboxylic acid transmembrane transporter activity. Gene Ontology annotation, cellular component: membrane. The transcript has 7 exons.